Schistosoma turkestanicum is the source of this 6140-nucleotide messenger RNA. The record is from the annotation of a GenBank genome assembly. Lineage: Eukaryota; Metazoa; Platyhelminthes; Trematoda; Strigeidida; Schistosomatidae.
AUUGUAAACAGCGCGCUUAUUGUAUUUAUUCACAUUCCUAAUACAUAGCUGCACACGUGACAUAUAUGGUGUUUAUGAUUAAAGGCCAAGAUUGGAGUGAUGGAAAAUUUUGUGUUGUACGAUGAAAUCGAAAAGACUAACGAGCAGGUUAUCUAUAAAGCUAGACGAAAAGGAACCAUUAAGUAUCUAGCUGUCGCUUGUGCUGAAAAACACAAAAGACCGGUUAUAUCGAAUCAUGUUAGGGUAUCUCACGAACUGAAGCACAAAAACGUACUUCAGUUUUAUGAAUGGUAUGAGACUAGUAAUCAUUUGUGGCUUGUAAUGGAGCUGUGUACAGGUGGAAGCCUUGAGCAAGUUAUAAAGGAAGAUCGAUUCUUAAGCGAAAACGUGGUUAGAAAGUUUGGAGCAGACAUCGUUCGUGGUUUGCAAUAUGUCCAUUCAAGGGGAGUAGUUUUCAACCGUCUGCUACCUUCUCGUUUCUUGCUAGAUGGCAAUGGAACCGUCAAGCUGUUCGAUUUCUCGUUAGCACACGCAGAAGAUGAAAUCUUGGAUGAACUCUUGGUACAAUUUUGUGAGGAAGAUGAUUAUAAUCAGGGUGAUUUUCUUCGUGGUAUAACUGCGCAUUCAGAAUACGAUUCUCCUGAAACCAUACUUCAGUAUGUAAAUUCAAAAUCAUCUGACUACUGGGGCCUUGGUUGUUUGUUCUAUAACAUGUUUUUUGGACAUCCUCCCUUUUCCGGUGAAUCACAGGAAGAGCUGGACAGAAAUAUUUUAAAUCGUGAGCCAAAUUAUUCAAAUCCCAAUGUUAGCAUUCCACCAUCUUCAUUAUUCAAAUCUCUUUUAACUUUACUUUUGACUAAAUCUUCUUCUAAAAGAAUAAAUGAACAUGAUUUAAUCAAACAUCCAUUUUGGCAUCAACGAAUUUCUGUGACAAAUUCUGUUGAUCUAGUUGAAGAUAAGAAUGUUUUAAAUAAGGCUCCUGUAGAUAAUAAACAAAUGGAAUCAAAAUGUUAUGUAAAUGGUAAAACCAAUUCAACAACUGUUACGUCAUUUCCAUCGAAAAAUAGUGAAGAUACACCAAAACUAUCACAUUACAAUGAAAAGUCAAUGAAUACAACAACAGAAGGAAAUGAAAAGCCACAAUCAUUUGAUUCGGCCAUUUCUAAUUCGGAUGCUUCAAUUUCUUCGCUGGCACCAGUAAGUGAUAGUGAACACACUAUUGGUGUGGUUACUAUUCCUACACAUAAUAACACCGAUACUAAUUAUUGUCAUCUUGAUCGACAAGAUAUUAGUAGUAUUGUUGCUGCUAAUACUAAUACUACGAUUACCACCAUUACUACUACUAAUACUACUACUACUCCUACUCCUACUACUGCUACCUCUACUACUGAUACUACUACUCCUCCUCCUCCUACUACUACUACCACUAUCACUAGUACUGCUAUUAAUAACAGUGCUAAUAAUAAUAAUAAUAAUAAUAAAAAAUCAAACUUACCAUGUCAAAAGUUAAAUGAACAUAUGAUGACUACAAAUAAUCAGUUGGUUGUAAAUAAUUCGAAUAAUUCAGAUAAAUCAAAAACAAAGAAAGAUUCAUUUUCUUCUAAUGAUAGAAUGGUUCAAAGUGAAUAUCAUGCAUACACAUCAAAUUUAUCUCAAACACAAGAAGAAAUUUCCAAAAAUAUUUUCAAUUUAACACGGCAUACUUCACUGGCUAAUCAUGAUGAAAAGAAUUAUACAAUUAAUUUAGACUCAGUAGAAAUGUCAACUUGUAAAUCAUUACGUUUAAGAGCAAAUCUAGCUCUUAUCUAUCCAUGGGGUGAUGAUUCAGUUAAUUUUCCUCGAGAAACAAAAUCCAUUGCUGAAUUAUGGAAUUUAUUUACUGAAAAUAUUAAUAACAACAACAGUAAUAAUAGUAAUAAUAAUAAUAAUAAUAAUAAUACUAUUAUCAUGGAUUCAGAUCAAAAGAAAUUUGUAAAUGGACAUAUUUUAAAUUCAAAUUUUCAAAAUAUAUGGAAACCGAAACCGUUAAGUGAUUAUAUACGUUGGGGUCGGAUUAUGCCACCAACGAAAAUUGAUGGAUUGACACGAUUAUAUGAUCCAAUUUCAUUGAAUACUAUAUCAUCGUUAGAAGAUUUGGAACAACAUAUUUGUGAAGUUGUGAAUUUAUUUCGUACACGAAAUGCCGAACCUACCGAAACUAUAUCAAGUCGAUUUUCCACUUUUCGUGCAUCACCUAAUCGUACAGUGAUGAAAAGUUAUCGUACAAAUUUACUAGCUUAUUUAAUAUGGUUAAUGGCUAAAUCAAAUUCAUUUACUAAUGGUAAACGUCGUUUUUCUACUGUCAAUACAACGAGUCGUACUGAUUUAAUUGGAAUUCAAUUAGCACCUGAUUUAUUAAUUGAAUUAACUAAACAAUUACGAUCUGGUACAACUUUACCAAAUGAUGUACGAACAGGAUUAUGUCGUUUGUGCAGUCUAGUGUCAUAUUAUAUUGGUUUAUUUUUAAUUCAAUUAAAUCAAUAUGAAACUGAUGUGGAUCGUUUGAAUUUGAUUUCACACAGUACUGGAUCGUUAUUUUCUAAUUGUUUAACUGUUUUAAUUGAUAUUAUACGUGAAUCAUCAUCACGUUGUAGUUUACGUUUACGACAAGCAGCUGUUAUUGCAUUGGGUGAAGUUUUAAGCUGUUGCACUUGUUUAUUAUUGUAUGCUUAUCGAAAAUCCAAUACAAUAUCGAUAGAUACACAAGCUAUUCAAUGGCAAACUGCUGUUCAUCAUUUAAUACGUCUUGUAACAACAACUACCAAUAUAAAUACUAGUAAUUUAGGAUCUAAUUCUACUAAUAAUGAACCUAGUUCAAUUUUGGACGCAUUUGACGGUACAGUUAUACGAAAUGUGGAUCCUACUCUUGGCAGUCGUAAUUCACUUGCCAGUGAAGAGAAUUCAUGUACAAAAAUUACAGAAUCACAUAUUCGUUUAAGUGCUGCAAAAUCGUUAGAUGCUUUUGUUACUGCAAUACAUGGUUGUCAACUUUAUGAUAUAUCUGUAAGUGGUUCACUUAGUGAAUCUAUCACAUCCUGUUUAAAUUCAAUUACAACUGGAGAUAUUGUCAGUCGUUUAUGGUCACAAGGUAUUGCUGAUUCUAGUACUAAUCGUGCUGGUGUUAAUCCUAUUCAACAAGAACUUACUUUAUCAUGUGCAAGUGCUUUAGCAGGAAUUGUACGUUUAAAUCCUAAUCUUUUUACAACUGGAUUGAUUGACAGAGUUGGUUCAUCAGCAUUUAUUGGAUUGAUCGAACCACCAGCAUCUGGAUUAGCUUGUCAACAAACAGAUUUAAUUAUUAUCACCAAUUUGGCAUCAGUAUUUCUUGGUGAAUCUGACAUGGCAGGUUCAACAGCUAGUCUAGUCGAUCUUGAACGUGCCUAUUCAGUUACUUCAAUUGCGAAUGAAGAUCCUCCGCCUCAAUUGAGAAAAUAUGACCGAAUGUCUUCAGGUGUCUAUGAGAGACCAGUAAGUGCAGAUGCAGAUGUUCUACUAGGUGGAGUGUCUAAAACCAAGAAAUCAGAUAGAAUGCAAAACUUUUCCAAUUUAAAUCAUGUUAUGCCAUCUCGAAUGACUACGUCACAAUAUACUCUUGGACGUGAUCCAGGAAGUAAAUCACGUGGUUCUAAUGGAACUACAAACACCGGUGCUAUUUCUAAUCAAAUUCGAGUGAAAAAUAAUCGAAUCGAUCCUAAUCAAAAUUCUGACUGUAUUGGUAGUGCUAUCCAACCACCUUCUCCAGAUGUUCUUCUAGCGCUGUUUGAUGUGGUCAAUAAACUUUUAAUCCCUUAUGGUAAUUCAGUCCUCACAUGUCCUGAGAUCACAGCUCCAACUGCAUUUCUACGUUUAUUAUGCUUAUUAUUAAAAUGUGCUUCACAAGAUUGUUGUAAUUAUUAUUUAAAAUAUUCUUAUUCCAAUCAUACAACAUUGACUACACCGAAUUCACUUUUACUUAAUAAAAACUCUUCAAUAAUAAUACAUAAAAAAGAUGAUGAUAGUUAUGAUUCGACUAAAGAAUUUAUUCAACAAUUAAUAACAGAUGAAAUACAAUUGUUUAUUAUGAAUUUUUCCACUUAUGGAUUAGAUAUUUCAUUAGUACGUUUAUUAGCUUCACAACUUUUAACAUCAUCGCAUCUAUCCUCCUCCUCCUCCUCAGCAUCAUCACAUGUUUCAUUAUUAAUCUCACCUUUAUGUACUACUACUACUACUACUAGUAAUAUAGGUUGUUCAGAGAAUAAAUCACUACUGUAUUCAUCACCAUUUUCAGCAUCAUCACCUACUGUGACAUCAAAUCUAUGCCUUACUUUAUUUGAAUUAAUACCUUUAUUAUUUCAUUGGUCUAAUUUAUGUAAACCAGAUUAUUUAAUAAUAAAAUUACGUUUAUUAGAAUUAGUUACAAUUGCUUGUUUAGAAAUUGGACAAAUUUUAGUACCUGAACCAAAUUCCAAUCAUGAUGGUGAUGGUGAUGUUGAUGAUCAGGAUAAUGCAAAACAAUCAAGAAAUUAUUCAAAUAAAAAAUAUUGCCAUUCUGGAAAACAUUCAGGAGCAAACCAUCGUAUUCCUAAACGUUAUAAAUCUCCUUUUAGUAAUCCUUCGGCAAAGUCAGAUUCUAAUCAUUGCUCAAUUCGUUUAUUGCCUGCAACAGAUAACGUAUGUAUACCAAUGCUUGCUGCAUUAGGAGCUAUGAAUGCACUAUUAAAUUAUGUUGCUGAUGUUGUACGUUUAGCUUUGGCUUCACGAGCUGCAAAUUCUCCUGAUGCUAAAACUACCGCUGUUGCUGCUGAAGAAAUUUUGAUUGCUGCUAGACCACAUCCAAAAUUGGCUGGUUUACUUGCUCGUUUAAUAGGUUUAUGGCGACCACAUCAAUUGCCUACAAUUCAACCAAAUGUAAACGAUUCUGAUUUACAUAAUUGGACCCAUUUAAUAUCAACAUCUAUUCAAGAACAGAAUUAUGAAGAUGAAAUUUGUUUUCGUUUAUGUGAAGCUUCUAUUACUGCGCUUACUAAUUAUGCUUCAUUAUAUGGUGGUGAAUAUUCACGUAGUGCAUUAAUACCUUCAUCAACUGAUCGUUUAUCAUUAGCUUUAUUAAGAUUAGCUGAAGAAGAUCAACUUCUUCAAAUCAAAUAUCAUAUAUCAAAAGAAACAAUGAAAAAUUCUUAUGAUUCAUUUAAUUCUAAACGAAGUACCUAUUGCAGACGACGUAUGCGUCUUCUACUUCGAAUAAUAAGACGUUUAGUAUUUUCCGAUCCUGUUUGUCGUUCUCGACUUGAUUCUGCUAUGAAUUCAAUGAAAUGUAAUACUAAUUUAUUCACUACAUUAAAAUAUCUAUUAGUUAUAACACAACGUUCAGCAGAUGCUUCAACAAGUAAAUUAUUGAAAGAAAUUAUUGAUCUUUUAUCGCCUAAAGUACAUUCGAAUCAUGAUAGAAAUGCUUUAAGUACUGAUAGAGGUUAUCAUAGUCGUUCUAAAACUGUACAACCGGAAUCUUCAUCAAAUAGAAUUGUGCCAAAAGCUGUUGCUUAAUUAAAAGAUCCUGUUACUACAUUUUGAUCAAAUUGAAAUACACGUGGAUUAGCCCGCAUUUUCCCUAAUGCUUCCCUGGUAUGUAUCAAUGAAUUUCGACGAAACUAACGAAUCCUUCCAAUUGUAUAAGAAAUGCUGUUUUAUUGUCCGCUGACUUUUCUUUACACAAUGUUUCUUCAUUACUUUUGUUUUCCACUUCCUCUUGUUUUUUUAUCCCCAAGAAAAUUCCUUUGUGGAAAGCAAAAUGCAGUAAAACGACUAACUUUUGUAUAUACAUAUGAAUUGUUUUUGCAUAAAGAACCGUUAUUGGAGCUGAAAGCAAUCAGAGACAUGUGACAAGACUGAUCAUUUGAAUUUAUUGAAAUUUGUAACGUUUUUAAAUCAACCAUUUUUUUUUAUAUUUAUGUAUGUAUAUUGUAAAAAGUACACACACACCCUGGAACUAUUUGCUUUAAUGGUUUUUCAUUAUUUUAGAUUUUUCUUAUUUGUUGCUUUUUUUAUAUAUAAAUAUCUACACAAGUGAAAAAUAUACAUGUACUACUACUUUGCAGUGCAUAAAUAAAAUAAAUUAAUUGAAC